Molecule: messenger RNA, 1014 nt
Organism: Lycium barbarum (goji berry)
Lineage: Eukaryota; Viridiplantae; Streptophyta; Magnoliopsida; Solanales; Solanaceae
Exons: 3
Coding region: 1-1014 (337 amino acids)
Biological process (GO): DNA integration
Molecular function (GO): nucleic acid binding
Source: RefSeq, a predicted model, not a curated record
AUGGGUCUGAAUAUGGUGAUAAACUUGGACGUGCAUGAACUAAUAGUGAUGGGAGAUUCUGACUUGGUUAUUCAGCAGGCUCAGGUAAAGGAACCAGACUUGAACUUGCUAAGAUGUAUAGAUGCUAAAGAAGUCGAGAAGAUUAUGAAUGAGGUGCAUGCGGGAGUAUGUAAGCCACACAUGAACAGAUACGUCCUCGCAAAGAAGAUACUUCGAUCAGGAUAUUACUGGCUCACCAUGGAACGAGAUUGCUUCCGCUUUGUGAGAAAAUGUCACCAGUGCCAGAUUCAUGGUGAUUUGAUUCAUUCACCCCCUUCAGAGCUACACCCUAUGGCAUCUCCUUGGCGUUUUGUCGCUUGGGAGAUGGAUGUCAUUGGGCCAAUUGAGCCGAAAGCUUCGAAUGGACAUCGAUUCAUCUUGGUCACAAUUGAUUACUUCACCAAAUGGGUGGAAACAGUCACUUUCAAAGCAGUCACCAAGAAAACAGUAGUAGAUUUUGUUCAUUCUAACAUCAUCUGUCGCUUCGGUAUCCCUAAGACCAUCAUCACUGACAAUGCAGCCAAUCUAAACAGUCAUUUGAUGAAGGAGGUAUGUGAGCAAGUCAAAAAUGUGCAUCGUAAUUCUACCCCUUACCGACCAAAAGCCAAUGGAGCCGUUGAAGCUGCAAACAAGAACAUUAAAAAGAUUCUUAGGAAAAUGGUUCACGACACCAAACAAUGGCAUGAGAAGCUGCCUUUCGUACUGUUAGGAUACCGCACAACGACUCGCACUUCAGUUGGCGCAACUCCUUACUUGUUGGUGUACGGGACUGAAGCAGUAAUACCGGCUGAAGUUGAAAUUCCCUCUCUCCGUAUUAUUGUGAAAGCCGAGAUAGAGGAUACUGAAUGGGUCAAAACCCGAUUAGAGCAGUUGAUGUUAAUCGAUGAAAAACUGUUGGCGGUUUCCCCGCAAAACUUAAGCUUGAUGUGCAAGAAUGAAGCUCCAGCUCUCGUCAUAGAGAAGAAGGAUGUUUAA